Messenger RNA from Clonostachys rhizophaga, 1569 nucleotides. NCBI's taxonomy places the organism in Eukaryota, Fungi, Ascomycota, Sordariomycetes, Hypocreales, Bionectriaceae. The record is from the annotation of a GenBank genome assembly.
AUGCCCGGCAUACCUAGAAAACCUUACUGCCAGCCGUACGUUGAUCAAAUACAGUGCGAUGAGAAGUGGCCAACAUGCUCAGCGUGCGCGCGAGCAGGCAUCCUAUGCCCAGGGCCGUCUGGAAUGAAAUUCGUGCUCAACAACAACCACAAAGCCGGAACAGAGGAGGCAUUUGUAUAUUCAUCUGAGCCCAACAAGCGCACGAACGGGUCGUCGGCGUCCAGCGGCAGCCUGGUGUUAACAGAGCGGCCUGCCACAACUACUGUCCAAACUACGCGCUAUAACUCUCAGUUCCGAUCUUACCGUCUUCUAAAUGCCUUGGAUUCCCGUGUUCCCAUGAUCUCAUCCGACCAUGUAUCCGGGCGUUUAGUUGCCUUGAUGGAGGCAUCGCCCGGGCUGCCCAGGUCGAAUUUUCAUGCUCUUCGAGAGCUUCCCCGCCGCCUGCACCUGAGCGAAUGCCUUCAAGACAGCGUCCGGUAUUGGUGUAGCUGUUGGAUUGACUGCCUUCAGGGCCUUCCAGAGCCAAGCAACAUGUCCCGGAAUAGCCACGGAAAGGCGAUCCGGAGUCUCUUGCAAGCUAUGCGAGGUCCUCAGACACCGAGCGUCGAGACCGUGGCAGCUGCGACAGUUCUGUGUAAAACGGGGCAUACUUUCGAUUCUGAUGGGUCUGAGACGGGAGCCAGAUUGAUGGGGCAGGCUAUGGGAAUUGCGACAUUGGUAAGGCUCAUGGGCAUCCCGAACAUAGAUGAUCCCUUUGAUCUUUUAAUGGCAUAUGAACAAUUCUUCAUCAUUGAUUGUAUCCGCGGCUUUAGCGAUUCUAACGCGGCCGACUUUGCCGGUACAGCCCCAUGGCAACAAGUCAGGGAAAAAGUUAUCGAGAAGGUUGCUUUGUACGAAGGUGGUCAAGAAAUUGAUGUCUAUCUUGAGAAGCGCAGCCUGUAUUACGGGGACACUGUCAAGACCAUGAAAUUGUGCCACCAAGACCCCGAUUCCUUCUAUGACAAGGCCAAAAGGGUGGAACUAGAGAUGCGGGACUUUCUACUCAACAUCGAGGGUCUUUUUGCUAGCCACUGGGCCUAUGCGGAAAAGGAGUCUGGGAGCGUAACAGAAACUCUGGAUCCCGACUUCUUCUUGGGAAGGAAAUAUGUUCUGCAAAACCAUGAAACGUUUACGAUUCUCUCUAACGCUCUUCAUGCGUCGCUCGUACCAAGCCUGAUGAUAUUUCGUAUCAGAAAGCUCUAUAAUGAGCCGGCUGACAUGGCCCUCCAGAAAAAGUAUCGAGAGUGCUGCGAACGGUUGUGGAUGUUUAUUCCUCAUUUAAGAAGUCAAGAUCCCCUGGCUAUUAUCGAUGACCUUUUCGUGUUUUUCUUUACAGUCGAAGCUGCGAACGAGCAAGAAACGCGACAUGUCCUGGAAUUCAUCACGCAGAUGGAUGUGAUGAAAGAAUAUGUGGUUGACCUCGAUAACAUGGGGGAGAAGGUUAAAGCCUUAGUCGACCGCUUGGUCGGUGCUCAAUCUGAAACUCAAGUAGAAAAACCAGAACUGGUAACCGAAAUUCACGAAGCAUAG